CGAUGACGUAGCCUCUUCGCGUUAUACGCAUGCGCAUAGCUGCGGAAGCAGUGGACAGGUUGGACGUUUGUGUGAGAAGAUAUGGGCAAUCAUACAGUUUUUACACCUAUGACCGGCCUCAGCUUGCGUUCUCCAUAAUGGCCCCUUCCUCUUCCGCAUCCUCUUCUUGCCGUUGUUGCUGUGGCUGUUCACGACUAUGCUUAAGAUCUUCAGCCUACACCUUGGCUCUGGGCCUGGGUUUCGUCACCUUGGGAACCAGUCGCAUACUAUUACUAAAAUUCUCAGCCAAUGAAGAAAACAAAUAUGACUUUCUCCCUGCCUCAGUGAAUUUAAUGGCAGAGGCCAUCAAACUAGUAUUUUGUUUAGUGAUGUCGGUACGGGUGGUCGUUCGAGAGGGCCGUUCAUAUAAAGAUUUGGGAUGUGCCUCUAUUCUCAGUUAUUUGAAAUGGUCUGUCCCUGCAUUCCUCUACUUCCUUGACAAUCUUCUAAUCUUCUAUGUGAUGACCUAUCUGCAACCUGCCAUGGCUGUAUUGUUUUCCAAUAUUGUUAUUUUCACAACCGCCAUUCUUUUCCGAGUGGUUCUGAAGAGGCGCUUGUCCUGGGUACAGUGGGCAUCUUUGAUCAUUUUGUUCCUGUCCAUUGUGUCGCUGACCACUGGCAAUGGUAACCAGCAUGCCAUCGCUUUACAUGGCCUCCACCCAGCCCACAUUUCCAACCCCACCAACAGCUGCCUGAAAUACGCCCAUCCCAAGUUAGAGCAUCAGAACCUUACCGAAUCAGAGUGGAUGAAUGGCUUUCCACGUAAGCUGUGGGACAGCCAGCUCAUCCACAAGCUCAACAGCUUUGGCUUGGGAUACAUCCUCCUGCUGCUACAGUGCUUCAUCUCUGCAUUGGCCAACAUCUACAAUGAGAAGAUCCUCAAGGAGGGGGAGCAGCUGGUGGAGAGCAUCUUUAUCCAGAACAGCAAGCUGUAUGUCUUUGGUCUGAUCUUCAACAGUCUCACAUUGCUCCUGCACUCUGAUUACCGUGAUUUAACGCUGCACUGCGGCCUCCUUUAUGGCCACAACGUCUUCUCCAUUGCUCUGGUCUUUAUCACUGCUGCUCUAGGUCUCUCUGUGGCUUUCAUCCUCAAGUUCCGUGAUAACAUGUUUCAUGUGCUGACAGGCCAGAUCACCACAGUGAUUGUCAUGGCGCUCUCGCUCUUCCUUUUUGACUUUCGGCCAUCGAUGGAUUUCUUCCUGCAGGCGCCUGCAGUACUGCUAGCCAUCUUUAUCUACCACAGCAGUAAACUAAAGGAUCCAGAGUACACUCUGCAACAGGAGAGGCUUAGGGUAAUCAAUGGUGAAGUGUUUGAGAGGUCAAGAGGGGAUGGAGAAGAGUUAGAGAGACUAACCAAGGCCAACACAGACAGCGAUUCGGAAGAGGAGUCUUUUUAAUUCCGUUUUGAACCCCAUCUCUGUAAAUACUUUAUAAAUAUUCUGGAAUCAGCCUGUAUAUGCAUUAUAUGUAUUAUAAUGAAUUAAGGAAGUAAAUAAGUACUGCAUUGUUUCACUUACAUGGGAUGUCUAAGGGACAAGCUAAGGGAUCAGAGAGUUAUUAUUAUUGGCCUUUUCUUACAAACUGUCCAUGUAACUAUUAUGAGCAUGUAUUAACCUCAGGAGGGUUUGCAAGAUAGUACUUUUGGUGGAACUGUUCUGCAUUGCUUCAGAGUAAAUAUGAAUAGGACGUAAAAUGACAGAAACAGCUGGUAUUAAAGGUGCACUUUUUGUUUGUGUCAUCUAGGACUUGCACAGUGACAGCUAGUGGUGUGGAUGCAGCAUCAUUCAAAAUCAGUAGUUUUCAGUUACAGAUGUUCACUAUUUACAAUCUAUUUAUAGCUAUUUAAAGCCAUGAUUUAUUUAAUCCAAGAGUGAAAGUGUCCAAUAACAAGACGGUAACAGGUUAAGCGAGUAGUAUUAGGGUUCUUAAAAUGGCAGCCCCCAUGAGGGCUACCCUGAGCCAUGUAGAAUAAAACAGCUUUUAUAAGGUUACUGAUAUGACUAGAGUCCUCAUCUUAUGUGACUACUCGUGAUUUGAUACACAUUUCAAAAUUACUGUUCAUUUCUUUAGGAGUAAACUUUUUUUAAUGAGGAAAAAAAUGACUGAGUGCACCUUUAAUGUAUUAAGAAAUCAUUCCAAUUUUAGUAUACUACUCUAAUGGGAAUAUCUGCCUUUACAUAUCCAUAUUUCACAAGCAUCAUGUAUUAUGUGCGAUACUGUGAUUGCAUGCUUCAUAUUUUGAGGUAUUGACAUAUGACCAUAAAAAUACUGCUCUUGGAUUUUGGUGAAAAUAAAAUCCUCACUUUGAUCAUA
Messenger RNA from Myxocyprinus asiaticus (Chinese sucker), 2352 nucleotides. RefSeq names its product probable UDP-sugar transporter protein SLC35A5. The transcript is spliced from 7 exons. Gene Ontology annotation, biological process: pyrimidine nucleotide-sugar transmembrane transport. Gene Ontology annotation, molecular function: pyrimidine nucleotide-sugar transmembrane transporter activity. The record is from RefSeq and is a predicted model, not a curated record. NCBI's taxonomy places the organism in Eukaryota, Metazoa, Chordata, Actinopteri, Cypriniformes, Catostomidae. Gene Ontology annotation, cellular component: Golgi membrane. Bases 30 to 1436 code for a protein of 468 amino acids.